UGGCGCUGGGGAUCUCAUGGGUCUUGUUUAGGGUUUGGGCGAUCGGCGAGCGAGCGAGCGAGCAGCGCCGGCGGCGGCGCGGCGGCUGGAAUUCACUCAGCUCAUCAGCCAGUGGCAUUUACUUUGUGAUGGUUUCUUCGUCUCAUUUGGAGCAUUGAUUCUGGAGAGCUUGUACAAGCAGCUUUCUAGCAGGGUGCCGCUUUCACUUGGAGGCCAGCCAGCGAAACUCACUGGGUGUGCGAUUUUCGGCCAGAUUUGGACCAGUCCCACAUGGUAUUUAGAAUAGUCUGGACGGUUCUUGAUGUAGGCAGUGUUUGAGGAAGCCGAGUGAGUUAUUACAAUUGGAUAGCGCCCUCAACCAAAGUACUGGAAGUUAUGGAUGGUUUGCUCGCCUGGGCAGCUGAUGUUGUUGGAGGUGGUUCCGACCCGGAAUCUCCUGCCGCCAGGGCGUUUCUCGCUUUUACUCCGGACCAGCUCCACGAGAUUGAGAGGCUGGAUAGAAGAGCUUCGGAGCUCCAGCGGAGUUUGCAGCAGCUGAGGCACCGCUUGCCUCCGGCAAACAUUGCACAGGGUCUGCCUCACUUGCACGCGGAAUCAUUGGCUUCGCAGUCGGCACUGGCACUUGAGCUUCACGCUCACUCGGCCUCACGCAUCCAGGCUCAGGUGAGAGAGUCGACUUUGCAAUCUGACAUUGCGGCUUACAAAAAGGCACUGGCUGCAACUGAGCAGCAGGCAGUUGAUCGAUCCCGUGAAGCACAGGAGCUUGAAUCAUCAUUUCAGGAGCUUGACCAGCUGGAGCAGAAGCUGAGAGAAGAGUACGAUUGCCUGGAGAAAGAGUUGCGUGCGCAGCGCGAUAGUAUUGAAGAGCUAGAGGAGAAGGUACAGGAGGCCUCGCCUCUGGAGGAGGAAGAGGCGAGCGAGCUUCAGUCACUGAGAGCCGAACUGGCAAAGUGGCAAACAAAGGCUGCAGAGUCGAGAAAGGAGCUGUCGAUGGUAGAAAACGAGGCCCUGGCAUGGCCUUCGUCUGGUACUCAGCGAGAAAAGGACUUGGAGCGGCGCUUACGAUCCCUUACAGAGCAACUUACGGCCAAGCAAGCACAGGCCGAGAAGCUAACUAUCGAGCGUGACAACUUGGAGGCGCGAGUAGAGCAUGCAAACCAAGCACGGAAGAAUCAGCUCGUGGAGAGCUUGGCUCACACGGUGAAGAGGAACAAGAUCGGAGUGAAGCACUUGCUAAUGGAUCCAUCAGAGCCUCAGAGAAAGUAUCCUAGCCGGGGAGGAUUGAGCAGCAGCCUUGGCGUGUUCCGGACGAGCCUCGCCUUUAAAGCGCUGGUAGUGGGGUACGUCUUCCUCCUUCAUGUCAUAGUUCUCGUGGUUCUUUCGAGCAAGCACAUUGAAGACUGAAGAUGAUAAAAGGUUGAGAUGGCUAGGACUAAGCAGAUGAUCCGGAGGAAGUACUAUGACGAUGAAGAUGACGAUGAGUAUUGUGAGAAUGAAGAUUAUGAAUAUUAUGGAUCCAAGCACGACGAUACUCAACCACAGUACCCUUAUUUGACAAUCGAAUCACAGAUGCCCGGGUUCCAUCGAUUUAAGCAGCUGGAGAUGAAAACCACGGCUCGCCAUUAGCUACUUGUUGUAAGCUUUUCACUACCUUUUUGUUUAAAUUUUAGUUUUUUCCUUAUCGUUU
Selaginella moellendorffii is the source of this 1687-nucleotide messenger RNA. Its product is annotated as protein KASH5. The record is from RefSeq and is a predicted model, not a curated record. The coding region runs from base 376 to 1404 and encodes 342 amino acids. The transcript is spliced from 10 exons. NCBI's taxonomy places the organism in Eukaryota, Viridiplantae, Streptophyta, Lycopodiopsida, Selaginellales, Selaginellaceae.